This is a messenger RNA of Eimeria acervulina, 618 nucleotides long. Its product is annotated as U3 small nucleolar ribonucleoprotein protein IMP3, putative. Bases 1 to 618 code for a protein of 205 amino acids. Gene Ontology annotation, biological process: rRNA processing. Gene Ontology annotation, molecular function: snoRNA binding; rRNA binding; structural constituent of ribosome. The transcript has 5 exons. The record is from RefSeq and is a predicted model, not a curated record. NCBI's taxonomy places the organism in Eukaryota, Apicomplexa, Conoidasida, Eucoccidiorida, Eimeriidae. Gene Ontology annotation, cellular component: small ribosomal subunit; small-subunit processome; Mpp10 complex.
AUGCGUCAAUUGAAAUAUCACGAGCAGCGUUUGCUGCGCAAAGUUAAUUUCUUUGACUGGAAGCGAGACAAAACUGCGAGAGAAAAUAAAUUCAUCCGAAGAUACCUCAUUGAAGACAGAGAGGACUAUCACAGGUACAACAAGUUGUGCGGCUUGAUAACCAAAUUGGUGGCGGGGCUACGCCGGCUGCCUCCCGAUGAUGUUUUUAGGAUUCGCAUGAGUGAUUUGCUUCUAGAUAAACUCUACCGCAUGGGUGUAAUACCGAAGAAGGCUGAUUUAUCUGCUGCUGAAGGGAUUGCUGCUUCAGCCUUCUGCAGGAGGAGACUCCCGGUUGUGCUGCUGCAGCAGCACAUGGCGACACAUCUGCAGCAAGCUGUGCAGUUUGUGCUGCAGGGCCACAUCCGCAUGGGCAGCGAAGUAAUAACAAACCCGUCUCUGCACAUAACUCGAGAUAAUGAAGAUUUAAUAGAGUGGGCUGAGGGUUCCUCCUCCCGCACACUUCCUGCUGCAGUUGGUGCUCCUGCUGCAGUUGCUGAUGCUGCUGCAGUUGCUGAUGCUGCUGCUGCUGCUGCAGUUGGUGCUGCAGCAGCAGCGGAGGAGCCGAAAGCAGUUGAUUGA